UGAGUAGCACGUGUGUUGUGUGUUGAGGGAAUUCAGGAGGAUCUUCAAUUGUUUUGCAAAUGUUUUGCAAAUAUUCUGUAUGAUCAACUCGUAUGAUCAACUGGUAUGACCGCUGCAGCAGGAUUCCGUUGCAGCAAACAGUGGAGAGAGGACGAAAUUUUGAAAGAUAUUACUAUGAUUUGAUAAAAGUAAUUUAGCAGGACAGCAGAAGAAUUAUGGACAUGGACAAGACAGGCUUGAAAGAAUGUUUUGAUGGAAAAAUGUAACUUAAAGGCAAACAAGAUGGUGAACUUGAUAUGGAGUCAAUUUUUCAAAGUUUCUUUGCAGACUUCCCUUCCUCAGGCGAAGAAAUCAAAAGGCAGACAACUCGGGAGCAAAAAGUUGUGGCUACUUUAGACCUUCUUUUAAAAAGUGUUAAAACCUACCCAGAUUGCUUUCUUACUGGUCAUAACCCUUUCUGUCCUGAUGAAUAUUAUUUUUCAUUUUGGACGGUCUAUCGCCUGGUUGUGUUUCUUGCUGCAUCUUCGUACUCAACAUUACUUUACCAGAAAUUUUCUGAAGCAGUGUAUUCCUUGGCAAUUCUACUCAAAUACAAACAUCAUAAACUAUACAUAUCCAUCAUUGGUACUCUUGUGAAAUUAAUUGAAGAUGUCCACUCAACGGUUGUUAAAUUGUUUGUUCAAGAGGACAGCAUUACUUUUCCAAUAGAUUUUAAGCAUUUCAAGAUUGCAAACCCUGGUUCUAUCUCUGAUGAUUCAUGUUUACAUCUGAGAAACAUAGCAGAUGCUUGGAUAUUACUUGAAAAUUUAAGUGAAGUUAUGUUCUUAUUUCUGUCUGACACUUGUCAAUCUCUUGGUUCUCAUGGAAAAUCAUUAUGGAAAGUGUUUAGUUCCCAAGCUCUUUGGACAGACUCUGGUGUCCAAGAGGUUUCUUUCCGCUGUAUGGACAGUCUUAACAAGACAGGUAGACUACAGUUUGAAGCAAUCUCUGAUGACCUGUUCACUGUCAUCAUUUCAAGUCUGCAAGCUAUUUCUUCAGAAGCUAAUCAACCUGGGUCAGAAAAAAGACGCAAACUACAAAAAUCAUUGGCUUGUUUAAUUACAACCGUGAUCAAGCCAAGUUGCCGUCCAAAACGUAUACCUCUUGUUUAUAUAAAUCCUCUGAUGACAUCAGUUUGUGCAGUUACUGCUGUGUUUAGCGCUGUUCUGUGUCAAGAAUUGAAGAUUGCAAUAUCUGAGAUGAUCUCUAUCGUCUGUCUUGAAGAGAGGUUGGCCGACCCAGUACUUCAUAAAACACUUAGAACCAGUACUAAAAACUUGAUUGACUGGUUUGUUAACUCUCGCCAUUUCCAGUUCUUGGCGAAGUGUUUAUCAGAGUUGGUUCUUUACGAUCUUCGUCAGGGAAAACAGGCUGAGAACUGUCCAUCCAAAAGACCGCGAGAACUUGAGGAGAUCAUGGAUGUUGACUUGCCAGAGGACGAGAAUUGUGUUUCAACUUUGCAAAAUAUUUGCACAAACUACAAACUGCAGGAUACAGCAAUGCAUCAUCUUUGCACAGCGGUUAACCAUCUGCUUGAAAUUCUCACCGACCAAAAAAUGUCGCAGAGAUUUUCAUCGGCGUUGGAAGGUUUGACAUUGGUUUUCAGGUCUCUUCUGCUUCUCAUUGAUAAAUCUUCUGUUCUGGAUGAGAGUAUUUUAACAAUUGUCAAAGACGUGACUACUGCUGUUAUUUUGAAGCUGAGGUCAGCAAUGCUCACCGUUCUUAAAAAAUUAUCGGUUGUGAUGAUGAAAUCAUCUGAAACUAGUGUUGAUAGUGUGAAGUCUGUUAUGGAAAUAUCUUUGAACAUGAUAAAAUUGCUUCUGUACUGUCACAAACACAUAGCUAUAAAACUGGACCACCUUGGUCUUUGCGUGUGCAUUGCAACCAUGCCUUGGAUUUCGAAAGUCAGCUCGGAAUAUACAAAUAUCGUACCUUGUGUUGAUGAAUGGAGUUUUGCAAGACUGAAGCAGUUAUCUCGCGUAAUCGCAAAAGAAAUGGACUGUGAAGUCUGUUUUGAAGUUUUAACGAUGUUUCCUCCGGAGAUUUUCCGCAAUUGGAAACUUCAUGUAUUUAAAGAAACAUUGAGCUCCAAUGACUUCCUGGAUACUCGCAGUACUGUGAUCAAGUUGCUUCCAGUGUGGUUAGCUGUGCAUUUAGAAGGCGAAGAACGAAACGAAAUAUUGGCCUUGGUUUUAAAACAGUCUCCCUCAGAGUUACAUGUUUCUUUGUGCCAAAGUUUUCGCCACCUGGGCUGUGCACUAUUUCGUUGUUUAACGACUUCAGUUAGUAUCACAGAAUUUCCACCAAAGUUUCAAGAAUUUACUUGUUCGUUGAGCAAUGGUAGAGAGGAUUCCACAAGUGUUACUGUUUGUCCUUCCGAUCUUGAGGUUUUCUUCCGUCAAAUUUUGGACCUGGUUUCUCUCGAAACACCUGCAAAAACUAAGUUAUUGUUCAUUGAUGGAUUCAAACAUCUUCAGAAACAUGCUGUAAUUUCCCGCGAUUAUUGUUCUCGACUAUUGUAUGUUUGCAUUGAUCUUGUUGAGGACGCCGACUAUAACGUUCGCUUGAAGUUCAGUAAAUUGCUACCGUUUCUCACAAAACAAGAUACGGAGAGCACAAAGAUGGUAGUUACCAAGUUGAAAGAUGUUUAUACUAAAGCGUCUGCCAUGAAGAAUUUCAGGUUACAAGACACAAUCGUUCAUACAAUUGGUGAACUCGGGAAGGAGGCUGAAGAUGACUUGCUACUCGUUGUGGUUAUUAGUUUGCUUGAAACAUUGUUGAGUGAAACCAGAAUAAUUUCAUCAUUGGCAUUUAACCAGAUUCGCGCUGUUGCCAAACACAAGAAAAAGUCACUACAAGAAAUAUUUGGUGACUUAAAACUUCAUAUUUGCAAGUUCAUGGUGGACGUUGUCUUAAAGCAACAAGUUCGAGAAGAUGUUGAUUACUGUAUGCGACCAUUCACAACCGUUAGUAGUGUUUUUGAUUUCAAGAGUAUCAAGGCUCUAAUGCAGAACGCUCAAAGCAUUGUUGUUCCACAACUAGUACAAAAAGCUCUUCCUGAAUCAUCUCAAAUUCUACGUCAUUUGGCAGCUCAUCUCAAAGUAAACUACAGAAAGGACUUGCUUUUGAUGAAUUUUAAUUUUAUCUUUUCGUAUCUUGUCCGCACGUGCUCUGGGGAUGAACUUAAAGAAGCACUGGCUUUUGUCGAGCACGAGACAAAUGUAGAUCUUGGAAGUUUAUUGAAGUCUGACUCUCAAAGUGUUGUCAACCAACUUCUUUUACAUUUAAAAUCAUCCUACAACAAAGUUUUUACUGGACUUUCGAUCCUGGCAAACAAAGCCAACACUGCUGUUACUGACAUUCCCAACUCUGAAGAAAUGGCUGAAUUCCUACAGCCUCGUCUUCUUGGCAUUUUGGCGUUUUUUAAUACCGUACUACUGGACGACAAAAAUAUCGAGGAAAAACAUCUCGCCCUGGCUUCGUUGGUGAAACUUAUGGAGUUGAUGGGAGCGAAACAUAUCACCGUCGUUCGUGUUAAAGUUAUGGCUAUUCUCAAACUUGCGCUGAAAUUUAAAUCACGAGACUUGGGAGACCUGUGUUGCGAGGCCUGGGAAUGCUUCGUACGAUGUUUAGAUGUGACGUCACUUCAGUCAAUGCUUGGUCAUAUUGUUGUUACUAUCAUACCCCUCAUUGAUCAUUCUGUCGAUAAGGUUGCAAGUAUUUUCCGUUAUUUAAUCGUGGAAAGAAAAGAAGAUUUGAAAGAUAACUUUAAAGAUAUUUAUUUUAUCCCGGAAUAUCCGCAAUUUGAUGAUAUUAAAGUUGUUUAUGAACUGGUGCUACAAAGCAAGUCAAAUACCGAGCUAAGAGAUGAGAUGAAUGAGGUGAUAAAAUGUGUUUCACACGAGAGUGCUGUUGUUGGAUUCCAUGCUGUGUCCAAAUUAAAAACUAUUUUACAUGAUAAUCAGGGCACACUUCAUGAAUAUAUUACGAGGAAGGACGAGGUGGAUCCUGUAGUUUGUAAAGUUAUAGACACGUUGAUUGGCAGAUGUGGUGAGCCAAGUACUCAAGCAAAAGUAGGAGAAUGUCUUGGAGAACUUGGAGCAGUAGAUCCUGGAUGGCUUGGGAAACCAGAACAGACAAGCGAAGAGCCAGCUGUUUACGAGAUGAUGUGUGAUUCUCAAUCAUUUGCAGUUGAUCUUCUCAAUGAACUUGCCAGAGCGUUCGUAGCUGCUGCUGACACCCGUUCGCAGGACUGUUCUGCGUAUGCUAUCCAAGAGGUACUACAAGUAUACGAAUGUUCAAAUAAAAUUCGUACAAGUCCAGGGUAUAAAAUUUGGCGUGAGUUUCCAGAUCAUGUACAAGAGAUCUUGAAGCCACAUCUUAUGUCAAAAUAUCGUCUUUCUUCACAGUCUAAUCGUGGUAAACCUAACAGGCCAAUUUAUGGCAGUAAUAAUGGUCAGAGUUUCAAUGAUUGGAUAAGUGUCUGGGUGUUAGAAUUGGUCUCAAAGGUCAAAAAUGACAAAGCUUUGCGGUUGUUUAAAGCUUGUUCUGCUGUCUUUAAGCACAAUAAAGACACAGCAAUUUUUCUUUUGCCUCACAUUAUGUUAUAUGUUGCUAUUGAUGGCACUGCUGAGGAUUAUAAAGAAGUUUACGAUGAAAUUCUGGUAGUUCUGAAACACGUUCAAGAACAAAACCCAAAUUUUGAUACAGCGAGUACCUCUGUAGAUUUCAGUCAUAUGAGCGCCCAAACGAUAUUUUCCGUCCUUGAUUGUCUAACUCGCUGGGCAAGGCUAAAAGCGGACAGCAAUUCAAAGACACAGACCAUAAUAAAUACACGUCAAGAAAAGGCGGGAACUUCUGGUUGUGAUGAUUUGACCAAGGUGGUGAUGUUUCUUGAUGGUAUUCCGCAGGAAACUUUGGCGACUGCUUCAUUUCAUUGCAAAGCAUACACAAGAUCUCUGAUGCAUUUCGAACAAUUUAUUGAAAAGAGUAAACAGGAUUUACAACUUCAUCUCAACUCAAUUCAACGUCUGUACUGGGCGUUGAACGAACCAGAUGGAGUGGUGGGUGUUGCUGCUGUGAGAGAAUGUCCUGCUUCUUUGAAAGAGGAAAUUCUUGAACAUACAAGCGUAGGGAAAUUACGAGAAGCUGUUGCGUGUUAUGAAAGAGCGAUACAGUUAGAACCAGAUACGAUUGAAAACCACAAGGGUCUAAUGAGCUGUUGGAUCACGCUUGGUCAGGUGUCGACGGCUUUGGAACAUGCUAAUGGAGUGCUCAUGAGAAGACCUGCAUGGACUGGUUCUCUUAACUCUUUUCGAGUUGAAGCUUGCUGGCGUUUGGGUCAGUGGGAUGAACUGGAGUCAUACGUGAAACUGGAGCAUCAUUGCACAGAUUGGAGUACUGGGGUUGGAAAGAUUUUGCUUGCUGCAAGAAAAAAGAAUAAGGACGAAUUUUCAAAGUGCAUUUAUGACUUGAGACUUGCUCAAAUGGAACCUCUCUCUGCCGCAAAAAUGGAGUCGGGCUCUUAUCAAAGAGGAUACGAUUUCAUAAUUCGUUUGCAUAUUUUACACGAGCUUGAAGAUUGUCUCUGUCAUAUAUUUGAUCGUGAGGGGGGUUUUGACUUGGGUAACAGCAAUCUUGACGUGAUGUUGACAAAUUUACAGAAAAGAUUGACCAUUACUCGAGCAUCGUUUCAAGCGAGAGAGCCAAUACUCUCUAUAAGAAGAGUGAUGUUUAAACUUUUAUUAAAGGGCGAAGGAACAAGCCACAGUGAAGAUAAUUGCUUACUGCAAACUGCGAAAGUUGCACGAAAAGCUGGUCAUUUUCAAACAGCAUACAGUUAUUUACUAAACAUCACUUCCUUGUGUAACACCACAGAGUGCUGUCUGGAGCAAUCGAAAUUAUUGUGGGCUCAAGGAAAUUGUCGUCAAGCACUUUUGAAACUGGAGAAAUGGAUUUCUGAAUCAUCCAAAACAGUGAGUCAAGACAAUAGUUUGACUAAAGCGAAGACGUUGUUGUUUGUCGCGCGUUGGAUGGAAGAGACUGCAAGCUACGGUCCACAAUCCUGCCUAGCCCAGUACAAGGAAGUUGUGUCGCUCAAUAGUCAGUGGGAGAACGGUCAUUUUUACUUGGCAAAAUAUUACGAGAAAAUUAUGAACUCAGUCGACGAUUCCAAGAAAUCUGGAAGAUUAGAUUUUUUACCAUUUGUGAUGAAACACUAUGGCGAAUCGCUCAAAUAUGGAGAUAAAUUUAUUUAUCAGUCAAUUCCUAAGAUUCUUCAGUUUUGGCUGGACUUUGCAGCAAAUCUCACGGAGCAUGGAAAACAAACAAAAUCUGAAAAAUCUACGUUGAAUCAACGAUUAGGAGAAAUGAACAACAUAAUCAGUGAGCUUACAGAUCGUUUGCCAACAUAUCAGUUUUUCACUGCUUUCUCUCAACUCAUUUCGAGAAUGUGCCAUCGUAACGAAGAGGUCUGGAAUAGACUCAAGGCCUUGAUAUCUAAAUUAUUGGUGACGUAUCCCCAGCAGGCAAUAUGGUUAAUGAUGGCGGUUUCAAAGUCCUCUCUUCCACUUCGUAAAAACCGAUGUCAACAGAUAUUUCAAGUUGCUAAGCGAGCUGAUAAACACCUGACCAGUUUUAUUGAGGAUGCCUGCAAGUUGGCUCAAUUAUUGAUCGAAGUUUCUGAGAAAAAUCGUGGAAAAGAGAAUGUCCUAAGCAUGAGCCACGACUUUGGAAUGUUGAAGAGAUUUGUUAGUGAUGAUAAGUUUAGUCCAAUCAUAAUUCCACUCCAGUCCUCACUGACAGUCACAUUACCCACAAGUCAUGGGAUUGACAAAGAUUAUUACCCAUUUCCUGAUUCUCAACCGACGUUUCUUGGGUUUGAAGAUAAGGUUGACGUUCUGCAAUCUUUGGCACGUCCUAAGAAAGUCACGGUGAAAGCAAGCGAUGGGCUGUAUUAUAAUCUUCUUUGUAAACCCAAGGACGACCUUCGUAAAGACAGUCGGACGAUGGAAUUCAACAGUCUCAUUAAUAAGUGUUUAAGAAAAGAUCCGGAGUGUCGCAGACGUCAACUUCACAUAAGAACAUAUGCGGUUGUACCUCUGAAUGAAGAGUGUGGUUUGUUAGAAUGGGUUCCUAAUACAUCGGGACUUCGAAACAUUCUGAUAAAACUGUACAAGGAGAAGGGAUUGUACGUGAAAUCCUCAGAAAUAAAAAGACUUUAUGAGUCCAUGACAUCCGCAGGAAAGGAAGAGAGAAAAAAAAUAUUUCAAAUGAAAGUUUUGAAAAGAUAUCCUCCGAUAUUUCACGAGUGGUACCUGAAGACCUUCCCUACGCCAACUUCAUGGUAUAACAGUCGUCUCGGAUAUUGUCGUACAGCUGCCGUAAUGUCGAUGGUUGGAUAUAUCCUGGGCCUUGGUGAUAGACACGGAGAAAAUGUCUUGUUUGAUUCAACCAAUGGAGAUUGUUUUCAUGUUGAUUUUAAUUGCUUGUUCAAUAAGGGUGAAACCUUUGAGUGUCCGGAGUGUGUACCAUUUCGUCUCACCCAUAACAUGAUCCAAGCCAUGGGCCCACUGGGUUAUGAAGGAAUUUUCCGUCGUUCAUGUGAAGUCACAUUAAAACUAAUGAGAAACCAGAACGAUUCGCUCUUAAGUGUGCUGAAAACAUUUGUUUAUGAUCCUCUGGUUGAGUGGGGUGAAAAACGACAUCGUGAUACCGCCACUGCUGCAGCUAAAGAAGAGGGACUGAAGAUUGUGAAACAGAUUGAACAAAGACUACGAGGUUACAGCAUAAAAAACAAGAUUCUUAUUCCUUUAUCAAUUGAAGGAGAGGUCCAUCAGCUUAUCUCGGAGGCAACAGACGUUGAUAAUUUAUCUAAGAUGUACAUAGGUUGGGCUGCAUAUCUCUGAAUGAUUAAAGAUGAAUGGUUUGGUUUUGGUAGCGGAUCUGGGAUAUUGAUACCCAUGGAAACACGAAUUUCAAAUACACACAAAAACAUUGGUCAAUUGCGUUUAUACAAAAGACUAUUUAUUGGGGCCGUUAUAAUUGUGUCUCUACUGAUUAUGGGGCUCAGAUAUUCAUAUUGCUUUAAUAUAUUUAUUGUUCAUUUGUUUGUCAUAGGAACGAAUAUGUUUCAGUUACAGUAAAGUCU
Dendronephthya gigantea is the source of this 8188-nucleotide messenger RNA. Its product is annotated as serine/threonine-protein kinase ATR-like. Gene Ontology annotation, biological process: DNA damage checkpoint signaling; protein phosphorylation; telomere maintenance. Gene Ontology annotation, cellular component: nucleus. Gene Ontology annotation, molecular function: protein binding; protein serine/threonine kinase activity. The transcript is spliced from 72 exons. Bases 297 to 7946 code for a protein of 2549 amino acids. Lineage: Eukaryota; Metazoa; Cnidaria; Anthozoa; Malacalcyonacea; Nephtheidae. The record is from RefSeq and is a predicted model, not a curated record.